Emericellopsis cladophorae is the source of this 2958-nucleotide messenger RNA. RefSeq lists its product as uncharacterized. The coding region runs from base 1 to 2958 and encodes 985 amino acids. NCBI's taxonomy places the organism in Eukaryota, Fungi, Ascomycota, Sordariomycetes, Hypocreales, Bionectriaceae. The transcript has 3 exons. The record is from RefSeq and is a predicted model, not a curated record.
AUGAGGGCGACUCAUGCUGUGCUGUCGGGCCUUGUGCUCCCAGCGUUGGCCGAGGUCCAUGGUGCUGUCCACAGCAAGAGCACCACAUGCGACCCUCCCGAGGUCUCUGUGGUUGAGGAAUGGGUCACCGAAUGGGUGACAGUCGCCUCCACCGUUACCGUCUGUGCCACGACCACAGGCACACUUGCUUACACCACCAGCGGCAGCGACAACGGCGGUUACAAGGGCGGCGACGACGGCAGCGGCCAUGGCAGCGGCAACGGCGGUAACAAGGACGGCGACGACGGCAGCGGCCACAGCAACGGCAACGGCAGUGGCAAUGGCAGUGGUAGUGGCAAUGAAGGUGACUGUGACAAAGGCUGCGUUGACGGGGACGGAAAUCCCAUCUCGACUGCCACCAAGAAGACUAUCACCGCCACCUCUACGACCUCUGCGACGGCCACGGCGACGGAAACCAACAGCGGAGGCGGCAGCGGAACUGACCUUGCCCUCAAGAGGGAUUGGGACCUUGACUGGACCGACAUGAGCCAGCUCGAGCUCAAGAAGUCCUGCCGCAUGCUGUACACCAAGGAGGAAGUCCCUUCUGGCACAAAGCCCGCGGACGGUGAGCCCUAUGCCUGGUUCAACGCCAACGACACCGAGUAUGCCAACCUGCAGACGGUCAACUCCAAGUACUUCGAGAAGGUGUGGUGCGACAUUGAUGCCGGCUGGAUCAAGAUGCAGUUCAGCGACUGGGACGCGUACAACCACGCCUGGGACAACUGGCACGACGUCGCCCGCCCGAAAUGGGGCGACUAUGCAAUCAUCACCCCGGCGAAGUCGUGCCGCAACUACGGCGACAAGGACCAGCGCAACUUUGUCCUGGCCACGGACGAGGAGCGCGACGAUGACAGCCAGACCAUCACCUGCCAGAUCAAGGACAUUACCAUUGCCGACACGGUCGGCGACGAGAACCCCGUCGACAUUGAGUUUGAGAACUUUAACCAGCCUGGUGUCUCGGCGCAGGCCAACGACUCUCCCGGCAGUGACGGCUUUGAUGACCUGGGCGGCGAGAUCCUCAGCGACCCCAGCGGCGACUCGGACUUUGACUGGUUCCUCGACAACAAGAUUGGCAAGAUGGACGUGGAGACCCUGAACAAGAGCGUCAUCGCCCAGUUUGGCUUCACCCUGGACGACAUUUAUGGCGAGAACGAUCUGCCCGAUCUGGCCACCGCGAACCUCGUCAAGAGGAGGUUUGGGCGUCGGUUGAGGAGGGCGUUUAAGAAGGUCAAGAAGGCUGUCAAAACGGCCGUCAAGAAGACCAAGGAGGCCUUCAAAGUUGUCGGCACCGCCAUCAAGGAAACGGUCCAGAAGAUUGGCGACGCCAUUGCCGACUUUACCACCAUUGACCGCACCAUCUCCCGGGACAUUGACUUUGACACGACCAGGCUGGGCAACGUGGUCGAGACGCCCUUUGACGGCAAGACGGGAUACGAGCUCUUCUCGGGCGAGUUUGGCGAGGAGGUCCGCAACGGCACCGAGCUCUCGGGCGCUCUCGACAUCUACUGCGUCGACUGCGGCGUCGAGGGUGACUUUACCCUCCGCGGCAAGGUUGUCUUCGUCUUCUCCCGUCUCAAGUUCGAGGAGGGUUUCGUCGAGGUCUCGGGCUCGCUGGGCGCCGGUCUGGGCCUGGGCAUUGUCGCCGAGCUGAACCUGAACAAGGAGUUCAAGAAGCAGAUUACGUCCCUUCCCCUGACGCCCUUUUCCAUCCCCAACAUCUUCGUCCUCGGCCCCAAGUUUGAUCUCUCGGCCGGCGUCAACUUUGAGCUCGACGCCCAGGGCCAGCUGCUCGCCGGCGUCCGCGCGGACUGGCCGAGCAUCAAUGCCAGGAUCGACGUUGUCAACUCGGGUUCCUCGUUUGCCAACGGCUUCACCCCCGAGAUCACGCCCAUCUUUGAGGUCGAGGGGUCCAUCAGCCUCACGACCACCUUCUUCCUUGAGGGCGCCCUGGGCAUCGGCAUCGACAUUGCCAACGGUCUGUUUGACAAGUCUGUCGAGCUGAUUGAGAAGCCAGGCAUCUUUGUGUCCGCCGGCGUGGGUGCCUCGUUCAGUCUCGAGAAUGGCCUCGAAGGCGUUGGUGACAGUGGCUGCUUGGGCGUCGAGAUUGCCACCGGCUUCACCAACGAGGUGUCGGUCAACGUGUUCGACAUUGACACCCUCAGCACCGUCAUCGACACGCGGUCCUUUGACAUUGCGCGCGAGUGCUUUGAGGUCUUUGGCAAGAAGCGCGACAUCGACUCCAGCUUCCCUCUGCUCGAGGCCCGCCAGGACGACGAUGGCGGCCUGGGCGACACUACCUUUGACGGUGGCAUCAUGUCCAAGAUCACGACCCGCGACGAGGAGCAGACGCUGCGUCUCCGCUACUCGCCCAACGGCAACAUCUACGCGGUCCCGGACAGCAAGGUGCCCCAGGAGGACAAGGACAAGGAAUGGUCGGGCUGGUUCGCGACGGACGAGUCGGGCAUCUUCAUCUUUGGCGACUCGCAUGCCCGCUUCCUCCACGGCUACCACGACACGCUACUCGAGAUGGGUGUCUCCCGCCUCCGCCUCCACGAGCCCAACGCGAUGCCCAAGACGUCGCAGCUCAUCGUCCUCGCCACGGUCCAGGACGACGAGGGCCCCGUCGACACCCCCGGCGUCGGGGCUGAGGUCCCCUACCUCGUCAGCAGCGACCUGGGCGGCGACAUUUACUACCCCAUCAUGUGCACCUAUGCGAGCGGCGACGUGUACCCCAAGAUGUUCCUGGCCAACGACACCGAAGUGGGUGUCGAGCGGCUGAUGAGCAACGACGCGGACAUUUUGGAUCUUGUCACGGGCGCCGAGGUGGAGGAGUGUCAGUACGCGCCCCUGACCAACUGGAAGAAUGUCGACGUGGAUGAUCUGGAGGAGGAUCUUGAGGAGGAUCUUGAUGACGAGUAA